This is a messenger RNA of Paramuricea clavata, 2374 nucleotides long. The record is from the annotation of a GenBank genome assembly. Lineage: Eukaryota; Metazoa; Cnidaria; Anthozoa; Malacalcyonacea; Plexauridae.
AUGACAACAAGCGGGGAAGUUAAAACUAAGGAGGAAAAACAAAAGGAAACAACACAAGUAAGCCAACUCACUUUUAGUUUGUUUUAAAAGACUUCAUUCUAAACGAGCUAUACGCCCGUAUUCUAAAAGCUCACUCACACUCGAUGACAAUGAAUGGAGGUUCAAUCUGAGCUUCUCUUGAGUGUCAAUGCCGUUUUUGAAUAGCUGGAGGGUGAGUAGUCGCAUAGUAAGGUAUGACACUAGCCCUCCAGCUAUUCAAAAACAGCAUUGACACUCAAGAGAAGCUCAGAUUAAACCUCCACUCAUUGUCAUCGAGUGUGAGUGAGCUUUUAGAAUACGGGCGAUAGACUUGGUUCAAAUCGAGCUUUACUGCGUUUGGUGGAGUGAUUAUAAAUACGAUUUAUUGAUUUUAUUUUCUUCGUUUUUCCAACAGGUCAUCGGCGAAAGUGACGACUCCUUGUUUCAUAGUGCCAUUCAUCCACCGAAACCUCGUCCGCGCAGCAUCUUUAAUACAAAUAACACCAUUCAUCCACCAAAACCUCGUCCGCGCAGCAUCUUCAAUACAAAUAACACCAUUCAUCCACCGAAACCCCGGCCGCGUAGCAUCUUUGAUAGAAAUGUCGAACCAGAUGCAUUCCCUGCCACUACAGGUUAGAAGAAAGCCAUGCACAAUGACAUAAAAAAAUUACGGGUCAUAAGGGAGGAUUUGCACUAACAGAGAAACAUUUCGUUGUCGAAAUAUUGACCAUUGAAUGUUGACUAUCCGAAUAAAUCAGCCACAAUUCAAAGAUAUUGAGCAAAAAAAGUCGACAGCAAAAUUUUUCUUCAUCGAAAUUUUUCUUGAAAAUGGAUCCAGCUGACCAAAUCUAGUCCCGCUGCAGUUAAAACAAAUUAGUUAUGCAUGACAUCUGAACAAGCAGAGGGAGCAAAAAUCUGUUCAAUCGUUAGUCCAACGAUGCUGGAUGAAAAUUCCGACAUUUCUUACAUUACCGAUGUUAAUAAAAGUUGACUUGAUCAUGCCCCGAUCAUGCAGACCCAUGGACAGCCUGUUUAAUCCUGGCAAAAAUCCUUACUUUUUCAGGUGAAGACAAAGACAGUACUCAUUUGCCACCAUCACCAUUACUUGAGCACAGAAUCAACAACGGCUAUGCCUUAGUCAUUCACAAUAGAUUUUUCCGACAACUGAAUCCAAGAAGAGGUUCUGAGAAAGACAUAGAUGCUAUAAAAUUCUUCUGUGAACAAGCUGGCUUGACAAUUGACAUUCAGGAAAAUCUUAAAGUGAACGAUAUCCGCGCCCAUUGCCGGAAACUCAGGGAAGAUAAAAAUAUAUUUCGAAACUAUGAUGGUUUCGUCUGCUUUAUACUUAGUCAUGGUACAAGGUAAAUAUUUAUUUAUUUAUACAUUAAUCGUUCCAAGUGUCUAGUGAAAAUACAGUAAAAUUAAUUUAAGUUUAGGUUUUCUCCUGUGGUAACACUGCAGGGACCAAUAAAAAAGACUCCUGUAUUGGAGCUCUAGGGUGACCAGUUCAAAACUGAUAAAGCUAUCCAGUAGAAAUGAAGAUAGUUUAGUUUAGGUUUCCUCGUGUAGUAACACUGGAUCAAUAAGAGAUAACUCUUACUGGACCUCUAGGAAGAACAGUUUAGAACUGAUAGAGAUGUCCAGUAUAAAUGAAGUUAGUUUAGUUUAAGUUUCCUCCUGUUGUAACACUGGAUCAAUAAGAGAUCACAUUCAAUUUUAUCCAAAAUAAAUGCAGUUAAUUUAGUUAAACGUUGAACACUUGACAAUGCACGACUCUAACGUUCGAUGGCUCAUGAAUAGUUUUAAAUAUCUUUUAUUAAAUAGUUCUGGCAUUUGUGGUGUCUACGAUGAUACAAUAAGUGUAGAGGAAAUUGUCUCGUAUUUCAAAGAAAGUGUUGACCUUCUUGGAAAGCCAAAGCUGUUUUUCAUCCAAGCAUGCAGAAUUGGCGAGCUCGAAGACGAUAGUAAUGAAAUUGGUCACAAACAACGUUUAUGCCCACCAGAUUCCUCCGACAUCCUGAUCGCUCAUUCAACCAUCGACGGAGAAUCAUCAUUCAGGAAUAUCCACAAAGGAUCCUGGUUUAUCCAGACAUUAAUGAAGCAGUUUCUGACGCAUGCACAAAGCUUACAUGUGAUGGAUAUCAUGACGGUAGUGAAUGAAGAUAUAGCUGGCAGUGAAUUAGAGGGCUAUAGACAGAUGCCAAAUCAACUUUCAACUCUUACGAAGUUUGUGUAUUUCAAGAUGGCGGCGGUUGCUGAAGUUGUGCAGGCGAAAACCGAUGAAGCAGAAGAAACAUCUUUCCAGUGUGUGGUGGGAUGACAAAGAAGGCAGGGCCGUCCUACAGGGGGUGUGGGG